This is a messenger RNA of Cyprinodon variegatus (sheepshead minnow), 1847 nucleotides long. Its product is annotated as SEC14-like protein 2. Lineage: Eukaryota; Metazoa; Chordata; Actinopteri; Cyprinodontiformes; Cyprinodontidae. The record is from RefSeq and is a predicted model, not a curated record. Gene Ontology annotation, cellular component: cytoplasm. The transcript is spliced from 11 exons. The coding region runs from base 38 to 1141 and encodes 367 amino acids.
UUCACAGCCGCAGCUCUGACAGAACCACAGCUGAGACAUGAGCGGACGAAUCGGAGACCUGAGCCCAAAGCAGGCGGAGAGCCUCACUGAGUUUCGGGAGCGGAUUCAAGAUGUCCUCCACAGCCUCCCGGCUCAGCAUGACCACUACCUCCUCCGCUGGCUUCGCGCUCGUAACUUUAAUGUUCAAAAAGCAGAAAACAUGAUCAGAAAGCAUGUGGAGUUCAGGAAGCAGAUGAAAGUGGACAACAUCAUAGCCGAUUGGAAACCUCCAGAGGUGAUUGAGAAGUAUGUAUCCGGUGGGAUGUGCGGCUAUGACCGGGAAGGGAGUCCCAUCUGGUACGACGUGAUCGGUCCUCUGGACCCUAAAGGCCUGCUGCUGUCAGCCACCAAACAGGACUUCAUGAAGACGAAGAUCAGACACAUUGAGAUGCUGCAGUGGGAAUGUCGGAGGCAGUCGGAGAAGCUGGGGAAGAACAUCGAGUCCACCACUCUGAUCUAUGACUGCGAAGGACUGGGUCUGAAGCACAUUUGGAAACCUGCUAUUGAGACUUACGGAGAGAUCCUCACCAUGUAUGAAGACAACUAUCCCGAGGGCCUGAAGAGGCUUCUUCUCAUCAAAGCUCCUAAAAUGUUUCCUAUGGCCUACAACCUGAUCAAGCACUUCCUGUGUGAGGAAACCCGACGGAAAAUCAUGGUUUUAGGAAGUAACUGGCAGGAAGUGCUGCGCAAGUACAUCGACCCAGACCAGCUUCCCGUGGUUUACGGAGGAACUUUGACUGACCCUGAUGGCGACCCUCGAUGCAGAACCAUGAUCAACUAUGGUGGAACCGUUCCCAAGUCGUACUACGUGCAGGAGUCUGUGAGAGUCCAGUAUGACAGCAGCGCGACCAUCAGCCGCGGGUCGAGCCUACAGCUGGAGUAUGAUGUCACUGCUCCCAGCAGCCUCCUGAGGUACGACAGCAGCUGCGACAUAUGGUUGAAAACACACCGACAUGCAGAGAGAAACAAAGAUGUGUUGUGUUUCGACAACAGCUACAGCAUCCUCCAGUCCAAGAAGGUGAGCUACAACGUGGAGGUUAUCCCUCCUCCGGAGGAACAGGUGCAGCCCCCAUGCAGCAGAGGGGAUGUGAGACUGCAGUGAAGACGGGGACUCCUGAAAGCUUCCCAGCUGUCGACAAGAAAAAUCCUGAGAUUAAACCUCAGCAUCUCUAAGAGCACUGUGUUUAACUUUCUAAUUGGUUGGAUCCUUAAUUGUGGAGCUAAUUUAUACAAGGAUGACAAGACUAAAUGCAGCGCAUGAAACUGAACUGUUGACUAUAGAGGCAAUAAUAAGGAGUCAAGCUGACAGUUUCUUCAAGCAUAUGUUGUCCAAACAGGAGUAAAGUAAUGUUUACGGCUUUAAUCGAGUUCUAUUAGCUGGACUGAAGACAAACAAGGCAGGGGUUCCCAAAUUGGGGGUCGGUCCCCCCUUGGGGGUCAAGAGAUGCUACAAUAUUACAUUACUAUACAUUGUGAUGUGAUCUCUGAGGUAUAUGGAGGACCAAAAUAUACCAUGAAAUAAUUAUAUUUACGUAACACAAAACACAAAUCUUAUUUUUCUCCUUAAAGAACAACUCUUCAUCCUUUACUGCCAUCUACUGGUCAGUUUGGAACGUAGAUAAUGUAGAAGAAACCAUCUGACUGAACUUCAAUGGGAUUUUGGAGCGAUAGUUUCUAAUUAUGUUUAUAAACAGUAAGACCUUUUCAUUUCCACAUCUCCCUCUCAACUGAUUCAGAUGGUAAUAAUAAUAAAUAGGGAUGCACGAUAUUAGGAUUUUGGCCGAUAUCCGAUACGCCGAUAUUUUAAA